GGCUGGGCAAUCCUCUCACGCUCCCGCUCACGGCCCACAGAAGGCGAUCAAGGGGAGCCCGGGGCCACGGAGUUGCUCGCGCUCCCGCGGAGCCCUGGAGCCUGGCACCUGCACAGGCUGCUUGCCGCCCGAUUCUUUCUCCUCCCUGGGGUGGUACUGAGGAAUUCUCAUUUUCUCCACAGCUCUGGCCACACUGCUGGGUCUCAGGAAGGAUCAUGGCAAAGACAGCAACCACCACGUGUUAUCUUAUCCUUCUUCUGCUGAAUUCUUUGGGGACCGAGCUGUCAACUGGUACAGACUCUCUAAGUUGCAACUUCAUUGUCAAGUAUCGAAGCUCACCUGGACAGUGCUCAGUGAACGGAAAGCCUCUCCUUCAUUUUGAGGAUGGAAAAGAGGAGGGAAAUGCCCCCGAGGUGUGUGCUGAUUUGCCCCAAAGCCUGAAGGACAUUUUUGAUGAGAUGACAAACCUGGAGUCAGGGCUAUUUAAGUCCAAGGGUAAUCACACUUUGCAUGUCAAAAUAAAAUCUCAAUAUAAUCAAGGAGAUUUCAUUGAUGGGCUCUGGGCCUUCAGCACUGAUGGACAGCACUCCUUCUACUUUUAUCCUACAAACAUGACCUGGACUGUGAGUCAUGCUGAUGCCAUCAGGACCAUGAGGCAUUGGGAGAAUGACAGGGAACUAGUCCAGAGUCUCAGGACACUCUCCGGGGCAGAUUUCAGUCACUGCCUUAUGACAUACUCCAGAGAAAUGCCAGGAUCAACAAUAAAGGUGCUGAAUACCACCCAGCCUACAUAUACCACCCAGAAACAACCUUCAACAAAUAACAACCAACACACAUCUGACUCCCAGGGUCUGAGUAUCACCCGCAUAGUGAUUCUAUGUAUAGCAGUACCAUCCCCAUUCAUCACACUCACUUUUGCAUUCAGUAUCAAGAGCUGAAGACAAAGAAAGGUGCUCCCUGCUGCUCCUCUUCCUCUGUAGUCUGAUCUGCAGUCCUCAUCAAAAGCUGUGUUGGGUGAUUCUUGGACACAUGUGCAUCUUCAGGGAAGGAAGGAAACGUAUUUCUGGUGGCAUCUCUGAAAUCUACUCUGUUGACUUCAGACCAGGCUGGUGGGAACCCAUGAGACUGAUGGGUGUCAGAGCCUCACACCCCAGGGCAUCAGAGUGCACUAGGCUGUUUGUGCCAUUUUCUUUCUUAUCCUUAGGUGGUAGUGUUGUGGAGACUAAGCCGGGCCAAGCUCUGAAUUAUUCAUCACUGUACAAAACAGGGCCUUGUCAUGGGUGACUUCACCUCACAAGGAGAAGUUGACUGCCUUCUGAGUGUAAAGCAGAGGCUGGGUGACAUGACACUUCACUUUUCCCACAGACACGUGCUGGCCCAGGACCAUCUAUGAUGCAACGUCUGGUAAUUAACUUAAUCCUAAAGGUAAAAAUAUGUCACCUAUUCAUUUAUCAAAGUAUGUUGAAAGCAGUGAACACAUGUGCAUCUCAGAUCAUCUCAGAGAAGCAGGUCUGAGGAUUUAUCUCAUCCCCACUUGGACCACUAAAGAGGUGAAGUCCCCUGCCAUGGUUAUGGCCCCUACAAACUUGCCAUCUGGCUAUUUGUGUGGUCAGGAGCCUGCUCGCAGAAAACUGAAAAUCUUCAGGCUUCAGCUCCAUCCACACUGCUAAUGCCUCCUGUUUGAAUCACUGGCUGACAGUUCAUCUGCUGCUCCAUGCUAAUGUGGGUCUGCACCUCACCUGCUGGAUCCUGGGGUCCUGCACCUCUCCUCUGCAGUUCACUCAGUCCUGAGGCCUGGUGCAGCCCUGCAGCCCUGCAGCUCUCCACUGCCUUCCUUAGCAGCUCUCUAACCACCUGCAUGGAACCUGUCUGUGGGACUAGGAUCCUCUGUCUCCACCUCCAGUCUGGUCUCCGUGAACUCUAAUGGCAACUCAUUCACUCUUUAAUGCCAUUUUGCAAUUUAAGUACAUAAGAUAACUGUGUGGUGUACAAUGUGUGAUCUGAGAGUUUAUCUAGUAUUUAAGACUGGAGUAACAUGGCAAGGUGUUGGCCAGUUGUCAGAGGUAAUCAGGACAAUGUGGCAAUUACAGCAGUGAAUUGGAUGGAGCUGGUAAAUGAAGACAUACUUGUGAGCACCUCUUUUUCUGGCAUAGCUCACUCACUCAGGAUUUCGCUCACAGUAUUAUAACCAUCCAGCGAAUAAACAGGCCAUUGGCAAAGAAAUUGGAAAUACACCAUUUUUGUUCAAACAAAUACAAUGUCUAAUGAUAGAAAGAAAAUUCAGCAUCCCUACCAAACCCUCACCUCGGUUUAGGACCGAGUGAGCUGCAGAGGUGAGGUGCAGGACCCCAGGAUCUCUGGUCAACAGAAUCUAAGCUUGCUGUGCUGACCCAACGCCUGCCGCACCCCACAGUGUAACCUCACACUGUUCAGGGUGAGAUCUGACAAAGGUGUUAGGAACAGGGGAGCCUUCCAUCAGGCUCUCAGGGAGAGUGGGUUAGGAAAAUUAAGUCAUAAAGCAGGAAAAGUGAGCAAACCUCAGAUCACACAUCAUUUAUAUAUAUGAUAACUAUAUUAUUAUAGUAUACUAUGAAUUAUUGUGUGUGAAAGGAAACUAAGACAAUUGGUAGCUUGGUAAGAAACAUGAGUAACAGACUAAGAAAAGGUAAAUCCUGAGUGUUGCCUCUAGGGACCCACAGCACCACAGAUGAUGCUAACAGGCUUAGACUUGAUGGCUCUGAUUUUCUGGGAACUACAAGGGGCCUGGCCUGGGCAUAGAAAUGUUACAUUCAGUGGCCGAAAAGGAUAUGGACAUUUCAGUGAGGAACAAGGUACAAGGAGCCAACUCAGCCAUAGUGCUUGCCCCUCACAAGCUUGAGGACCUGAGUUCCCUCCUCAGAACCCAUGCACACUGUGGGGGCACAAGCUUGCAAUGCAGUGCAGGGCAGA
Messenger RNA from Apodemus sylvaticus (European woodmouse), 2949 nucleotides. RefSeq names its product histocompatibility antigen 60b-like. Gene Ontology annotation, biological process: antigen processing and presentation of endogenous peptide antigen via MHC class I via ER pathway, TAP-independent; immune response; antigen processing and presentation of endogenous peptide antigen via MHC class Ib. Lineage: Eukaryota; Metazoa; Chordata; Mammalia; Rodentia; Muridae. The transcript has 5 exons. Gene Ontology annotation, cellular component: external side of plasma membrane. The record is from RefSeq and is a predicted model, not a curated record. The coding region runs from base 216 to 938 and encodes 240 amino acids.